This is a messenger RNA of Epinephelus moara (kelp grouper), 585 nucleotides long. Its product is annotated as trace amine-associated receptor 7c-like. Gene Ontology annotation, molecular function: trace-amine receptor activity. The record is from RefSeq and is a predicted model, not a curated record. NCBI's taxonomy places the organism in Eukaryota, Metazoa, Chordata, Actinopteri, Perciformes, Serranidae. The transcript has 2 exons. Gene Ontology annotation, biological process: G protein-coupled receptor signaling pathway. The coding region runs from base 1 to 585 and encodes 194 amino acids. Gene Ontology annotation, cellular component: membrane.
AUGGACAGCACAGAGGGCCCUCUGCUCUGCUUCCCCAACCUCAACUCCUCCUGCAGGCGUCUGCUGCGCCCUGGCUCUGACACUGCUCUGCUCUACACCCUGCUGGCCUUCGUCUCUCUGCUCACUGUGACUCUCAACCUGCUCGUCAUCAUCUCCAUCUCCCACUUCCGGCAGCUCCACACCCUGACCAACACCCUGCUCCUGUCUCUGGCUGUGUCUGACCUGGUGGUUGGGCUGCUGGGGAUGCCCAUCGAGGGCCUGCGCUACAUGGAGACGACUGCUGCUACCGCUGGCACUGCAGCUCCAACUGCUAAAAAAUCAGAGAGGAAGGCAGCCAGGACUCUUGGCAUUGUGAUAGCUGUGUUUUUAUUGUGCUUCUGCCCGUAUUACUAUCCCGCUCUAGCAGGAGAAGACACCUCCACGAGCUUGUCAUACUUUGCUGUGUUGUCUUGGAUCUCGUUGUUGAACUCCUGUGCAAACCCUCUGAUUUAUGCUCUGUUUUACCCCUGGUUUAGAAAAGCUAUCAAACUCAUCUUCACACUGAAAAUACUGCAGCCUCACUCCCGGGAGAUCAAGAUCCUGUAG